AUGCAGUACAAGUUCGCGUGCGCUGCUGUUAAUAAGGCCGGUCCUGGAGAGCCGAGCGGAGAGUCCAAGACCAUGACGGCCAAGGCCAGAUUCGCGGCGCCCUACAUCGACCGCUCGAACCUGCGCGACAUCACCAUCCACGCCGGCACGCCGUUCAAAUUCGACGUGCGGGUCAGUGGUGAGCCGCCGCCAACCAAGACAUGGAGUCUGGACGGCACCCAGCUGACCUCCAAGGACAACCGCACCGUCGACACUGAGGACUACCGCACCAAGCUGUCCGUCUUCAUGACCAGCCGCAAGGAAACACGGGCACCUACACACUGCGCGCCGAGAACGAGUCGGGCAAGGACGAGGCCCAGGUCAAGGUCAUUGUGCUCGACAAACCUGGCAAGCCGGAAGGCCCGCUGGACAUUUCGAACGUGCACAAGGAGGGCUGCACGCUCAAGUGGAAACCGCCGCUGGACGACGCGGCGUACCCAUCGAGGAGUACCUGGUGGAGAAAUUCGACCCCGAAACUGGUCGUUGGAUGCCCGCUGGCCGCACCACGCAGCCGACCUUGGAGAUCAACAAUCUGACCCCGGGUCACGAGUACAAGUUCCGAGUCAAGGCCGUCAAUCCGGAGGGCGAGUCGGAGCCGCUGGAAGCCGACCACUCAAUCAUUGCCAAAAUCCGUUCGACGAGCCCGGCGCGCCCGGCCGACCCGAGCCGACCGACUGGGACAAGGACCACGUGGAUCUCAAGUGGGAGCCGCCGACCAACGACGGCGGCGCCCCCAUCACCGGCUACGUCGUCGAGAAGAAGGAGAGGGGCACCGGCAAGUGGGUGAAGGCGGCCGAAACAGAUGGCCCCGACUGUCAGUGCCGCGUGCCCGACCUGGACGAGGGUCAGACGUACGAGUUCCGCGUGCGCGCAGUCAACGAGGCCGGCCCCGGCGAACCGAGCGCCGCCUCCCGACCCGUCACCGCCAAACCCAGGAAACUGGCGCCGAAGAUCGACCGGCGCAACCUGCGACCUCUGACGGUGCGGGAGGGCGAGCCGAUCGUGUUCGAUGUCAAGGUCGAGGGUGAGCCGCCGCCAGAGGUCACCUGGCAGAAGGGCGGCCGGCCCAUCAAGACCACCACGCAUAACCGCGUGGAGAACGAGCCGUACAGGACCAAGUAUAUCAACGACACUCCGAAGCGUGGCGACACGGGCACGUACACCAUCAAGGCGGUCAACGAACACGGCGAGGACGAGGCCCAAGUCGAUGUCAUCGUAGUGUCUAAGCCCGGUGCACCGGAGGGUCCCCUGGAGGUCUCGGACGUGCACAAGGAGGGCUGCAAGCUCGCCUGGAAGCCGCCCGCCGACGACGGCGGCGAGCCCAUCGAGGGAUACGUCAUCGAGAAGUUUGAUCCCGAUGUCGGCAUUUGGAUCCCGGCCGGCACCUCUAACAAGCCCGAGUUCGAGGUCAAGGACUUGACCCCGGGUCACGAGUACCACUUCCGGGUGAAGGCCGUCAACAAGGAGGGCGAGUCGGAGCCGCUCCAGACCUCGAUACCCAUCGUCGCCAAGGAUCCGUUCGUUGUACCCGGCAAGCCCGGUGCGCCCGAGGCCACCGAUUGGUCGACCUCACACGUGGAGCUGACCUGGAAGGAGCCGGUCAGCGACGGCGGCUCUCCGAUCACCGGAUACAUCAUCGAAAAACGCGACUCCUACGGAAUGAUGUGGGAGAAGGCGUGCGAGCUGGAGGGACCGGAGAACACCGGCUCCGUCCACAACCUGAUCGAGGGCGUCGAGUACCAGUUCCGCGUGCUCGCGCUCAACAAGGCGGGCGCCUCGGAGCCGUCCGAGCCGAGCAGGCCGAUCGUGGCCAAGGCUCGAUUCUUGGCGCCCAAGAUUGACCGCCGUAAUCUGCGUGACGUCACCAUCUCGUCCGGCUCGCUGGUCAAGUUUGACGUGGACGUGUCGGGAGAGCCGGCGCCCACCACCAAGUGGUUCAAAAACGGCUCUGAAGUCAAACCGACCAAGCAGCUGACAAUCGAGUCGCGGGACUACAACACCAAGUUUGUGCUGCACAACGCUCGCCGAGGCGACUCGGGCGAGUACACGCUCACGGCCGAGAACAGCUCGGGCAAGGACCAGGUCACGGUCAAGGUCACCAUAACGUCCAAGCCCGCCAAGCCGGAGGGCCCGCUGGAGGUCUCGGACGUGCACAAGCACGGCUGCAAGCUCAAAUGGAACCCUCCGAAGGACGACGGCGGUACCCCGAUCGAGCACUUCGAGGUGGAGAAGUUCGACCCCGAGAUGGGCGUCUGGAUGCCGGCCGGCCGUUCCGACAAGCCUGAGAUCGAGAUCAACAACCUGACACCGGGUCACGAGUACAAGUUCCGUGUCAAGGCCGUCAACAAGGAGGGCGCUUCGGAGCCGCUCGAGGGAACCCAGACCAUCGUUGCCAAGAAUCCGUUCGAUGAGCCAGGCCCUCCGGGCAACUUGGAGGCCACCGACUGGGACAAGGACCACGUGGACCUCAAGUGGGAGCCGCCGGCCAACGACGGCGGCGCCCCCAUCACCGGCUACCUGGUGGAGAAGAAGGACAAGUCGGGCCGCUGGGUGCCGGCGCUCGAGGUGCCGGCUGACCAGCUGACCGCCACCGUGCCGGAUCUCACCGAGGGCGAGACGUAUGACUUCCGCGUGAAGGCCAUCAACGCCGCCGGUCCCGGCGAGCCGAGCAAGUCCACGGGACCGAUCAUCGCCAAGCCACGCAACCUGGCGCCCAAGAUCGACCGUACCAACCUGAGGCCGAUCAAGAUCCGCGCCGGCCAGAACUUCAGCUACGACGUCGACGUGGCCGGCGAGCCGCCGCCCAGCAAGAAGUGGACGCUGAACAAGAAGCCUGUCACGCCGUCCGACCGCGUCAAGCUGACGCCGUCCGACUACAACAUCAAGCUGACGGUGCGCAUGGCCACGCGCGCCGACACCGGCACUUACACCCUGACCGCCGAGAACGACAACGGCACGGACUCGGCUGACGUGGAGGUCAUCGUGCUCGGCAAGCCGGCGCCUCCGACCGGUCCUCUCAAGGUCUCAGACGUGCACGCCCAGGGCUGCAAGCUCAACUGGAAGCCGCCCGCCGACGACGGCGGACAGCCCGUCCAGAAAUACGUCAUCGAGAAAAUGGACGAGGCCACCGGCCGCUGGGUGAAGGCAGGAGAGACGGACGGACCGCAGACCGAGUUCGACGUGGACGGCCUGGUGCCGGGCAAGCACUACAAGUUCCGCGUGCGCGCCGUCAACAAGGAGGGCGCCUCCGAGCCACUGACCACCGAUCACGGCAUUGAGGCCAAGAAUCCCUUUGACGAGCCUGGUAAGCCUGGCACCCCGGAGAUCACCGACUUCGACAAGACUUUCGUGGAUCUGAAGUGGACGGCGCCAGAGUCGGACGGCGGAAACCCCAUCAAGGAGUACGUGAUCCAGCGCAGGGAAAAGAACAGCCCCAAGUGGGAGGACGCCGUGACCGUGCCGGGCGACAAGACCGAGGCGCACGUGCCAGACCUGACCGAGGGCGACACGUACGAGUUCCGCGUGGUGGCCGUCAACAAGGCGGGCCCGGGCGAGCCGUCCGACCCAACCGGACCGCACCGAGCCCGUCCCAAGAACCUGGCGCCGCGCAUCGACCGUAACGCCAUGGUGAACCUGAAGCUGAGGGCCGGGCAGUCGAUCGAGUACGACGUCCCAGUGGCCGGCGAGCCGCCGCCAUCCAAGACCUGGUCCUUCCAGGAGAUCGACCUGGUGCCGUCGGAGCGGAUUAAGAUCACCACCGAGGACUACCUGAUCCGGCUGCGCGUCACGAACGUCCGCCGCGCCGACCACGGCCAGUACACGCUGACAGCCACCAACCGCAACGGCACCGACUCCGUCACCGUCAACGUCAACGUCACCGACGUACCCGGCCCACCUCAGGGACCGCUCCAGUACGCCAACGUCACCAAGUCCUGCUGCACGCUCAGCUGGAAGCCACCCAAGGACAACGGCGGCUCCGAAAUCACCCACUACACCGUGGAGAAGAUGGACGCGGACACAUUCCGCUGGGUGCCCGUCGGCGACAGCCCCAAGUGCCAGCUGAAGGCGGACCACCUGAUCGAGAACCACGACUACAAAUUCCGCGUAUGCGCGGUGAACCGGUCAGGCCAGUCGCAGCCGCUGACAGGCACCGAGUCCAUCACCGCCAAGGACCCCUUCAAGAAGCCCGACAAGCCGGGACAGCCGCAGCCCACCGACUGGGACAAGGACCAUGUCGACCUGGAAUGGACGGCCCCGAAGGAGGAUGGCGGCUCGCCUGUUGCCAAGUACAUCAUCGAGAAAAAGCCGAAGUUCGGAGUGUGGGAGAAGGCGGCCGAGGUGCCGGGUGACCAGACGCGCGGCACCGCCCCCGACCUCACCGAGGGCGAGGAGUACCAGUUCCGCGUGAUCGCCGUUAACGAGGCUGGCCCCGGCGAGCCCAGCGAACCCAGCGCCAGCGUCGUCGCCAAGCCGCGCUUCGUGAAACCAUCCUUCAACAAGCACGCUCUUGAGGAUCUGGUUGUUCGGGCUGGAACCAGGGUUCAGUACAACAUCCCCAUCGAAGGGUCUCCGAAACCCAAGGUGGAAUGGAAGGUGAACGGCAAAGUGCUGAAGCCGUCGGACCGGGUGGAGCUGAUGACGUACGGCCAGCAGACCACGCUGGACAUUCCGUUCUCGCUGCGCUCCGACUCGGGCAAAUACACGCUGACGCUGAGCAACGAGCUCGGCUCCGACUCGGCCACCGCCACCGUCACCGUGCUGGACAAGCCGUCUCCGCCGCAAGCGCCGCUGAACGUGGCGGACGUCAACAAGGAGGGCUGCAAGCUGUCGUGGGGCGAGCCCAAGGAUGACGGCGGCUCUCCCAUCACUCACUACCUGGUGGAGAAGAUGGACACCACCCGCGGUACAUGGGUGGAGGUGUGUCACAGCUCUACCCUGACUGGCGAAGUGACAGGCCUCAUCCACCGCAAGGAGUACAUGUUCCGCGUCAAGGCCGUGAACAACAUCGGCGAGUCGGAGCCGCUCACCACCGACUCCAGCAUCAUCGCCAAGAACGAAUGCGAUGAGCCGGACGCGCCGGGCCGACCAAAGGUCACCGACUGGGACAGCGACUUCGUCGAGCUGGAGUGGACCAAGCCGAAGAACGACGGUGGCGCCCCCAUCACGGGCUACAUCAUCCAGAAGAAGGAGCGAGGUUCGCCCAUCUGGCAGGACGCUGCCAAGGUGCCGGCGGACAAAACCAAGGGCAAGGCCCCGGGCCUGACCGAGGGCCAGGAGUACGAGUUCAGGAUCAUCGCCGUCAACAAGGCUGGCCUGUCCGAACCCAGCGAGCCGUCCGAGAUGGUCAUGGCCCGUCCCAGGAGACUGGCGCCCAAGAUCAAGACGCCGAUGACCGAGCUGCGCAUCAAAGCCGGCCAGACGCUACACAUCGACAUCGACUUCGUGGGCGAGCCGGACCCGACCGUCGAGUGGCUGGUCAACGGCCAGCCGCUGGUGCUGUCCGACAGGACCACCAUGACGGCCACCAAUCACCACACCGUGGUGCACUCCGUGAACGCCCAGCGCGGCGAAUCGGGCGCGUACCGCCUCCGCCUGGAGAACGAGUCCGGCUCGGACGAGGGCACCAUGACCGUGACCGUGCUGGACACGCCCGGACCGCCCGAGGGCCCGCUCGAGUACGACGACGUCACGGCCAACAGCGUCACGCUCUCCUGGAAGCCGCCCAGCGACGAUGGCGGCAGUCCGAUCACUGGCUACAUCAUUGAAAAGCGGGACAAGACGCAUCGGGGCGGCUGGGUGCCGGCCGUUCAGUACGUCGACCCCAAGGACACGCACGCGCUCGUGCCCCGCCUGCUGGAGGGCACCGAGUACGAGUUCCGCGUGCGCGCCCAGAACCUGCAGGGCGUGUCGGAGCCGCUCACCACCGACAAGUCGGUCGUCGCCAGGAACUCGUUCGGCGUGCCGGGCCGGCCUGGUCGACCGGAGGCGGAGGACGCCGACCUCGACUUCAUCAAGGUCAAGUGGGAGGCGCCGCGCUCCAACGGUGGCAGCGCCAUCACCGGCUACGAUGUGGAGCGGCGCGAACACAUGACCGGCCGCUGGCAGAUCGUCAGCCGCAAACCCGUCCCGAGCACGGAGUUCUGCGACACGACGGUGGUGGCGUACCACCAGUACGAGUACCGUGUGACGGCCAUCAACGCCGCCGGCCACGGCAGCCCCUCCGACCCAUCGCUCACCAUGACGGCCAAGCCCAUGAGAGAGCCGCCGCGCCUGAACCUGGACGGCAUCCUGGGCCGCAAGAUCCGCGUGCGCGCCGGCGAGCCGAUCGACAUCCGGAUCCCGAUCAGCGGUGCGCCGGUGCCGACCGUCGAGUGGGCCCGCGCCGGCAAGAAGGUGGCGCCCGGCGGCCGGGCGGAGAUGAUCACGUCACCCGAGUACACCAGCUUCCACAUCCCCAAGUCGGUGCGCGAAGACGCCGGCCAGUACACCGUCACCGCCAGCAACGCGUACGGCACCGACUCUGGCGACGUGGAGGUCAUCGUGGUGGACAAGCCGGGCGCGCCUCGCGGCCCGCUCUCCUACGACCAGGUCACCGCCAACCAGAUCACCAUGUCCUGGAAGCCGCCCGAGGACUGCGGCGGCUGCGACAUCACGGGCUACCAGGUGGAGAUGGCGGAGAACGGCUCGGACAACUUCCGCGUGGUGCCUGGCUACAUCCCCAGCCCGCUGUUCACCGCCAAGGGACUGCAGGAGGGCCGUCAGUACAAGUUCCGCAUCCGAGCCGAGAACAUGUACGGCCUGUCAGAGCCGCUCGACGGCAUGGAGGUGACAGCCAAGAAUCCGUUCGACCCUCCGGAUGCGCCGGGCCAGCCGCUAGUGACGUCAUACACGCCGAGCAGCGUCAGCCUCAGCUGGACGCCGCCAGAGUACAACGGAGGCAACCCCGUCUCAGGGUACCUGGUGGAGCGCCGAGACCGCGGCGGCGAAUGGAUCAAGUGCAACACGUACCUGGUGCCGACCACCAGUCACACGGUCAGCCAUCUGUCGGAGGGCAGCCGGUACGAGUUCCGCGUGCUGGCCGUCAACGACGCCGGCCCGGGCCAGCCCAGCCGGCCCUCCGAGCCCGUCACCUGCGGCACCAUGCUCUACAAGCCGAACGCGCCGGAGGCCCCGCGUCCGGAGCGCAUUACCAAGGACUCCGUCACGCUCUCGUGGCGGCCGCCCAAGGACGGCGGUGCCAAGAUCCGCGGCUACCUCGUGCAGAAGCAGCCCAAGGGCAGCGACGCUUGGGAGCCGUGCAACAGGGAGCCGCACCCACUCAGCAACUUCACUGUCCCCGGCCUGACCGAGGGCGACGAGUACGCCUUCCGCGUCAUCGCCGUCAACGACGUCGGCGAGUCGGAGCCCAGCAAGGCGUCGCCGUUCAUCAAGGUGGAGGAGCAACCGAACAAGCCGCACAUCGACGUGAGUGGCCUGCGCGACAUCACCGUCAAGGCCGGGCAGGACUUCAGCAUCCACGUGCCGUACCGCGGCUUCCCCAAGCCGACGGCCGCCUGGACGCGUGACGACGUGCCCGUCGACGACAGCGACCCGCGCGUGCACACCCAGCUGGCCGACGACUCGGCCAGCUUCGUCAUGACGAACGCGCAGCGCGGCGACACCGGCCCGUACCGGCUGCACCUGAAGAACAAGUCGGGCAUGGACACAGCCAUCUGCAAUGUCAAGGUGCUGGACCGGCCGGGCCCGCCGCGGGACCUGAGGGCCGACGAGUUCGGCGGCGACAGCCUCACGCUCUUCUGGAAGCCGCCCAAGGACGACGGUGGCUCCGACGUCACCAACUACGUGGUGGAGAGGCGCGACCACGGCGCCCCUGAAUGGAUCAAGGUGUCCAGCUUCGUCGCCGGCACGGGUGUGCGCGUGCGUAACCUGACGGUGGGCCGCGAGUACGACUUCCGGGUACGCGCUGAGAACCAGCACGGCAUCUCGGAGCCCUGCGAGACAAGCGAGCCUAUUCGGGCCCGCCAUGCGUUCGGUUAG
This is a messenger RNA of Pollicipes pollicipes, 8076 nucleotides long. Its product is annotated as twitchin-like. The record is from RefSeq and is a predicted model, not a curated record. NCBI's taxonomy places the organism in Eukaryota, Metazoa, Arthropoda, Thecostraca, Pollicipedomorpha, Pollicipedidae. Gene Ontology annotation, molecular function: protein binding.